Gloeophyllum trabeum ATCC 11539 is the source of this 1284-nucleotide messenger RNA. Its product is annotated as UAA transporter. Gene Ontology annotation, cellular component: Golgi membrane; endoplasmic reticulum membrane. The record is from RefSeq and is a predicted model, not a curated record. Gene Ontology annotation, molecular function: UDP-N-acetylglucosamine transmembrane transporter activity. Bases 88 to 1284 code for a protein of 398 amino acids. Gene Ontology annotation, biological process: transmembrane transport. The transcript has 3 exons. NCBI's taxonomy places the organism in Eukaryota, Fungi, Basidiomycota, Agaricomycetes, Gloeophyllales, Gloeophyllaceae.
AGGCGAUAAUGGCGGGCUUCUACAGCGUUUUCCCUUCCAAGUAGCUGCAUCAUUUGCGACUUGGAACACGUUUGGCAUAGUGCGUCCAUGCUCGCUGUUGUAUCGGACUGGUUCGCCCCGUUGGGUCUCAUUUUCGGGGGAUGUUGCAGUAAUGCUCUGACGCUAGAACAACUUACCUCUCUGUAUCCCGACUCUGGACAUAUCAUCACGUUCGCCCAGUACCUCCUCGUCUCCCUUCGUGGCCUCCCAAACCUGGUCUCGGUUACGUAUCCCAGCAAAGACACAGGGCUACUUCAUUAUGUCCCCAUACCGCACCUCAAACGACCACGUAUACCCCUCAGAGCAUACAUCAUACAAGUCGUUCUAUUUCUCUUCGUAUCCAUCCUGAAUAAUAUGGCGUUCGCCUAUAAGAUCCCUAUGCCAGUACAUAUAAUAUUCCGCAGUGGCGGUUUGGUCGUCAGCAUGUGCCUAGGCUGGUUAGUGAUGGGCAGAAAGUACACCCUUACACAAGUACUAUCCGUGCUCCUAGUAACAGCCGGCGUAAUCAUCACAACCUACUCCGCCUCGCAAACGAAGAACCCCUCCAAGUCCGGUUCCACCCUCAACACCACCACCGCCUCCACAGACACCCUCACGUACUUCACCGGCAUCGCCAUCCUCGCCCUCGCCCUGCUCUGUUCCGGCUUCCUCGGCCUCGCGCAGGACAGGAUGUACUCCAAGUACACGCGCCCCUCGGCGCCCGAGAAGACGGAGAGAAAGGCGGACGAGAAGCCGCAGUGGCAGGAGUCGAUGUUCUACCUGCACUUCCUCGCCAUGCCGAUGUUCUGGUUCGUCAGGGAGGACCUCGGCGCGCAGCUCGCGAGCGUCGCGUCCGGCCCUCGGAUCCAGGUGAACCUCGAUCCCACAGCUUCGAACCUUCUCGUGCUGCCGCCUCCUCUGUCCAAUACCACCGCCCCGGGAUCCCCAUCGCCCGCAUCACCCACGUCCCUCUCCGUCCCAGUGGGCCUCCUCUCACUGGUGCUGACCACCAUCACCUCCCUCGUCUGCAUAUCCGGCGUGCACCGCCUCACCGCCCGCGUUUCCUCGCUCACCGUCACGCUCGUGCUCACCGUGCGUAAAGCCGUGUCGCUGAUGAUCAGCGUGUUGUUCUUCAAGGCUGGGAAGGGCCAGGCGGAUAUGACGAUGAUGUGGCUGGGCGCGGCGCUCGUGGGCGUCGGGACGGUGGGAUAUACUAUUGGAGGUUCGACUGGCAAGAAGAUAGAGAAGGAGAAGAAAACACAGUAG